Kalmanozyma brasiliensis GHG001 is the source of this 525-nucleotide messenger RNA. RefSeq names its product Peptidyl-prolyl cis-trans isomerase, PpiC-type. Gene Ontology annotation, cellular component: cytosol; nucleus. The record is from RefSeq and is a predicted model, not a curated record. Lineage: Eukaryota; Fungi; Basidiomycota; Ustilaginomycetes; Ustilaginales. The transcript is spliced from 4 exons. Gene Ontology annotation, molecular function: protein binding; peptidyl-prolyl cis-trans isomerase activity. Bases 1 to 525 code for a protein of 174 amino acids.
AUGUCUUCUCAGUGGGAGAUCCGUUUCAGCAACUCGCGCCGUCUGCCGUACUUCUACGACUCUGUCACUCAGCAGUCGACAUGGGAGAUCCCGGAAGGUCACACCGAGGAGUCGAUCCGAUCGCUGCCCGGUGCAAAGUACCUCGACCCUUCCAACGCUCCCGGUGGAGCUGCCGACAAGCCAGACAAGGUUCGAGCUAGCCAUCUUCUCAUCAAGCAUGCUGGCAGUCGAAGGCCCAGCUCUUGGAAGGAGGCCAACAUUACGCGAUCCAAAGAGGACGCCAUCGAACAGCUCAAGAAGUUCGAACAGGAGCUGCAGGCCGACUCGAGCAAGGACAAGUUUGCUCAGCUCGCCAGUGUCAACUCCGACUGCUCCUCGGCAAGGGCAGGCGGCGAUCUCGGCUUCUUCCAGCGUGGCCAGAUGCAGAAGCCAUUCGAAGACGCCGCCUUCGGUCUCAAGGUGGGCGAGCUCAGCAGCAUCGUCGACACUGACAGCGGUGUUCAUCUCAUCUACCGAACCGCCUGA